UCCCCAUUCGCCCAUAAUAUAAUAACGUACCAUUUAUAGUUGUGAUGUUUGAAGUUUCGCGUAUAAUUAGACCUAGUCGUGGAUGAAUUGCGCACUAAGUUGACCGGGAUCCCUGGAGGAAAGUCGUUAAUGGUAAUUGAGGGGCCUGUUCACGUAUAGCAGGAAACAUAAAUUCAGCCAAACAAUAGCGACUUUAGCAUAGCAUCGCUAUAAAGUCGUGCGAGCCAGUCAAGCGGUCAGUCAGUCGGAGCACGGACAUGUGAAGUAUCAUCCGCACUACUCACUCAACACAGAAAUGGAAGGAGGCAUUAACUCAUUUGGAAUACAGAUCAACGACAUUACACAAGACCAGUAUGGGUUUCCCUCGCAUUUGAGGACUGGAGCUGUGAGUUACAAGCCUACGAACACACGGAUUGGACCGUCGGUGCCCAGUAUUUACCCGAGUGCCGAGAGCUUUUUGGCGAAGAAAAACACAGAAGAUGUUAGGAGUCAUUUCCAGCUGGACGGGAUCGGGGAAUUAGAACAAGAGCACGGACUUGCCUUCUCGACUUCGUCUGCGACAAUCAGCGAAAACUACCUACCGGCAAGUUCCUCAUUUAACAAUCCGUACCACAACAGCUCUCACCCGUACUACUCGAGUCUGUCAAGCAAUUCCUUAAGCAAUGAGAAUCCCGCUGCCUUGGACAAUUCGUAUCACAGCAGGGAUACUCACGGGAACUCGCCGUACGCUCCUAUCGCCGAGUACAAGACAGACUCCACGCUGAGAAUACACGCGCCAUCUACACUACAACAGAAACCAUCCAACUUCAUGCGCUCGGCAGUCGCGCUGUGCAACCUGAAUCCGUCAUUUCCCGACACAGCGAGCCCCAUGCCAUACUGGCCGCAACCGAGUGAACCUAAAGGCUCUCACGCGCACUUCUACCCUCCAAGACCUUUUGCGUACAGCACUAGCCUGAGUAGUGCCUUCGAACACGCUCCGUACGAUCACACGACGGAAAGCCACCAGUGCAGAGAAGACAAGGGAUUGUUCCGCCGAGAGCACAUGAAAAAGGCACUCGUCGGUGACAGUCGCGAACUCGAGGACGUGGACGAUGCCAACAGAUGCAAGAACACAGUGGAGGGAACCAAGACAUCGGUGCGCAGAUUUAAGAAAUGGUACAAAGACAAGACAGGCAAGUCCCUAGACAUGAAUGCUAUCACCAAGAACAUGGCAGUGGAGCUACUUAAAGACUUCUUUUUAGAGAUCCGUGAUACCAGACCUGGCAAAGAAGGCAACGAAUACGAACCUGUCACACUAACCACAUACAGAAAUGGCCUCAGGAGGUAUUUCUUAGAGAGAAAAGUCCCUCCCGCCGUAGAAAACUUCGACUUGGCCGACCGAGAAUUUGACGUGGUGAAUUAUGGACUUGUCACGAAACGCAACGAGUUGAAAAGAAAGGGGAAAGGGAAUCACCCAAAUGUGGUAGAAAGCAUCACGGAGACACAGCUCGAGAGGAUGUGGCAGUCAGGAGCGAUCGGGGUACACGCGCCACGGCCUCUUCUCCGUCUACAGUGGUGGAUCAACACAGUAUGUCACGGUAUCCGAGGGCGCAUGGCGCACCACGACCUCAGCAUAGACGACUUCAGAAUUUCCCGCGGUGCGGACGGCAAGAUCGUCAUCGACCACAUCAAGGCUGGCUCCAAACGGCCUCGCGCUGGCUCUGACGAGAAAGAGAUUAACAGGAACAAGAAGAAAUGCAAGGCGAAGGUGACCGCUACAGACGGCGGGGAGAGAGACCCUGUGCGCGCGUUUGAAGUUUACCUCCGCCACCGUCCACCAGGCAUCUCGUCAUUCUACCUUACUCCCAAACACAAGCCCAAAGGAGAUGUGUGGUUCAACAAGGUGCCUAUGGGCAAGAACUCAAUCGGCCGCAUUAUGCGGGAGAUUAAAGCAAUAGCUGGUAUUGGAUAGGACUAAGAGACACACUCCUAUAGCGGUAUUCUAGUUCAAUCUAGUUAAGGUAUAGUUUGAUAAGUGCGGCUCUAGACACCGUUAAAACAACACUCAGGUCAUCAUCUCAACUCACUGCCAAGCAUGUUAUACUUACGUUUUUAACCUCGAACUCAUCAAGGGAAAUUUCUAUCGAGUAGAAUGGCAGGAAAUGAUCAAAUUUAGAGUCGAAAUUGGCGUUAAAUAACAUUAAAUAUAAAUAUUUUUUUUGACAAAUAUCGAAGAAUAUCGACGCCAUGGGAGAGUUUUAAAAAGCAACGUCGUUUUGGGUUGUUAAGUAUUUUUAUUAUUAUUAACGAAAAAUGAUACUUAGAUGCCUUUAUUUUAUCCCAAAACGAUCAUUUAAGUAACAAGUCUGAAUAAUGUGGAUAUUUUAAGAGUUAAUGAGAUGAGAUUAUUUGGUUGGCUGAAGUCCGUCUUGUCGUGGUUUUCGCUAGAAGCUAUCAGUUUUUACUCAUUUACCACAAUCUCAAAUUACAAAGGGGUAUAUAAACAAUGCAAAGUGAAACUUUGCCUACAGAUUAUUUAAGAUUCUUUAAAGCAUCAAACAUAUAAUAAUAAGUUCAAAUCUUAAAGAAGUUUAGAGUUCAUUGGUUUAUGUAAAAAUCGCCGGAGGAUGUCGAGAACUGUAAUGUCGUAAAUGUAUCAUCGCAGAGCAUUAUCUGCACAACUGUUGAAAGUCUUAUUUUGUCAAAACUAAAGAUUGCAAUAGAACCGCCCAUUUUGAGACUUGUAAUGUAAAUAAAGAUACGCAAGGAUAGAA
This is a messenger RNA of Nematostella vectensis (starlet sea anemone), 2753 nucleotides long. Its product is annotated as zinc finger MYM-type protein 3. Lineage: Eukaryota; Metazoa; Cnidaria; Anthozoa; Actiniaria; Edwardsiidae. The record is from RefSeq and is a predicted model, not a curated record. The transcript has a single exon. The coding region runs from base 296 to 1951 and encodes 551 amino acids.